This is a messenger RNA of Mucor mucedo, 3618 nucleotides long. RefSeq lists its product as uncharacterized. Gene Ontology annotation, molecular function: protein serine/threonine kinase activity; ATP binding. The coding region runs from base 183 to 3527 and encodes 1114 amino acids. The transcript is spliced from 9 exons. The record is from RefSeq and is a predicted model, not a curated record. Gene Ontology annotation, biological process: signal transduction; protein phosphorylation. Lineage: Eukaryota; Fungi; Mucoromycota; Mucoromycetes; Mucorales; Mucoraceae.
UCCUUUUUUUUUUUUUUUUUUUUUUUUUAUUAUUAUUAUUAUUUUCAACUCCAUUUUUGUGACAAAAAGUCAAUUUUUUCUCAACAUUAUCUCUCUCGGGGUGGAAAGAACAAGGUUAUUCCCAGGCACACUUUGAAACACACAAAUAAAAAUAAUAAAUCCCUAAAUACACACAAAAGAAGAUGACUAUUUCUGAGUUGGAGGCUAAGAUUGAACAUAGUCGUACUAUGCGAGACAAGUUCAUCCAAAUGAGACCUUUAUUGAAAGAUAGAAAUGUUAUAUCCGACUGUGAAACUCAAAUAAAAGAAUAUCAAAAAUACAUUGAUUACUUUACUGAAGAACUACACAGGCUGGAAGCAAAACAACAAGAUAAUGCUUCUGAUUCAGGCUCUGAAAGUAAACAAAGUCCAAUCAUCCAACAUCAACUAAAUUCACCAUCCGAUCAUCCACCCAGAUCUAGUUCCAUGGCGACCACUGCAACCACUUUGGUUCCUUCUCAAAUUAAAGAUGACAAGAAAAAGUACUCCAACCUGGAUCUCUUGAUGUCCGAAACUCCUUAUAAUAAACCCAAGGUUUCGCUUAAACUGCAUGAACUUGAAUAUAAGCUUGACGUCGAAAAAACCGUCUUAAAAGGUAUCAGAGGCAUGGUCGAUGUUUUAGAACGCACUCCUUCUACAGAUCGUAAAAGUAGACAAGACGUCCAAGAUAAAAUGUUAGAGAGUACGGAAAAGCUUGGUUUAUUGAAUUCUGCACUCAGAAAAUACAAAAGUUUAUACAUUGGCGAAGGUGGUGAUGAAGACGACUAUGAACUCGAGACACCUCCUUCUGCUCGUUUACCACCUGGGUUCCGUCGACCUGUUACGGGUAAGCUUCAAUUGGAGAUUUUGGAAGCCAUGGAAUUAGCACAUGCUCCCACACGUAUGAUUCGUACUCCUGCUACCGUGGUUUUGGUCAAAAUCGAUAACCAAGUCGUAUUCCGCUCCCGACCUGCGCGUAAUGAUAAAUGGAAUGAAUUAUGUGAGACACACGUCAAUAAGGCUUCCGAGAUUGAAAUCAGUGUUUAUGAUCAAUCAACCGAAAAAUCUCUGCCCAUUGGUUUCUUUUGGUUAAAAAUUACGGAUAUCACCGAGGGUCUUCGUAAGCGUAAGGUCCCUAAUUGGAUGUUGGCUGAAGAAGCACAAAAACGCCGUCACGAUGAGGAUGGCAAUUCCAUCGUCGAUAGAGAAGAUAGUAGUGCAUCUCUUCAUCCUAUCCCUCCUGUUCAAAUCACUCAAACAGAGGGUGGUAUUGAGGCCUGGUUCGAUGUCGAACCAGUCGGAAAAUUGGCCCUCAGAUUAAACUUUGUACGUGCCGAUGGUAACCGUAGACCCAUGGAUAAAUUAGGUCGUGCUGGUGCUGUCCGUCAACGCCGUGAAGAAGUUGUCGAAGUCAAUGGUCAUCAGUUCUUGGAAAAGCGAUUCUACAAUGUCAUGAAGUGUGCGCUUUGUCAAGAAUUCUUUGUCAACAGUGGUUAUCAGUGUGAGGACUGUGAAUACACCUGUCACAAGAAAUGCUCCAGCAAGGUUGUUACUAAAUGUAUCGCUAACUCCACAGAGACUGACUCGGAUGAAGAUAAACUCAAUCACAAGAUUCCUCAUCGUUUCGAACCCAUUACCAAUAUUGGUGCUAAUUGGUGUUGCCAUUGUGGUUAUAUGUUACCUUUGGGAUCCCGUGGUUCCAAAAAAUGCUCAGAAUGUUCUGUCACUGCUCAUACGCGAUGUGAGCAAUAUGUGCCUGAUUUCUGUGGUUUGAGUAUGGAGAUGGCAAAUCAGAUGCUUGCCGAAAUUAAGGCCGCAGCCAAGCGCAAAACUUUGGAGACAAAGACACCUGGCGGUAGUAGUCGUAUUUCUAAGCAGGACAAGGUGGAGAUGAUGGCACAGGAUGGACCCCUUCCCGCUAUACCUCAACCAGCGGAAGAUGAACUCAGUUCCCAACUUUCAUCUGUCACCUUGGCUCCCCAAAAGAGUCCUGUUGUUGUGCCUCAAACACCUCCCGCCAUGUAUAACACUAAUCCUAUGAAUACUCCUACUAAUACCAAUACCUAUUAUUCCCCAUCUCAAAAUCCAAUGGCUAUGCCUCAGCCUCCCAGAAUUUAUCCUCAACAACAGCAGCAACAAAGACCCCCUCCUCCUAGUCUACCUACUCACUCUCAACCAAAUCCCUAUGGAUAUAAUAACGGACCUCCUCCUGCUGUUGACCCUAGAUACCAACAACAUCAACAACAACAACAGAUGUACUAUCAACAACAACAACAACAACAACAACAACAACAACAGCAAAGGCCUCCUGUGUCUUAUAGCCCUUACCAAUCUCAACCUCAACAUCCUCAAAUGAUGGGUAGACCUCAACCUAAUCCUAACUAUAACCCUGUUUAUCAACAACAACAACAAAUGGCUCAGGGAUAUGGUGGUGCUGGUAAUAUGACACCUCCUGCACCAUUGCAAAAGCAACCAAGUAUGAUGCAAUCCAAGCGUAAGGUUGUGUUGGACAACUUUAGUUUCUUAGCUGUAUUGGGUAAAGGUAAUUUUGGUAAGGUCAUGUUGGCUGAAGAAAAGUUCGACAAGAAACUUUAUGCCAUCAAGAUGUUGAAAAAACGAUUCAUUAUUGAUAAUGAUGAAAUCGAAAGUCUCCGCUCUGAAAAACGUGUGUUCCAAGCAGCGAACCGUGAACGUCACCCUUUCUUGAUCAACUUGCAUUCCACUUUUCAAACGGAGACACGUGUUUAUUUCGUGAUGGAAUAUGUUAAUGGUGGAGAUUUAAUGUGGCAUAUUCAACGUGGCCAAUUCUCUGAAAGAAGAGCAAAGUUCUAUGCAUGUGAAGUGCUUUUAGCACUCGAAUACUUCCAUAGCCAAAACAUUAUUUAUCGUGAUUUGAAAUUAGAUAACAUCAUGUUGAGUUUAGACGGUCAUAUUAAGAUGGCAGAUUAUGGUUUGUGUAAGGAGAAUAUGGGUUAUGGAAAGACGACUGGCACUUUCUGUGGUACACCUGAAUUCAUGGCACCCGAGAUUUUGCGUGAACAAAACUAUGGUCGUGGCGUUGAUUGGUGGGCUUAUGGUGUUUUGAUCUAUGAGAUGUUGCUUGGUCAAUCUCCCUUCCGUGGUGAGGAUGAAGAUGAAAUCUUUGAUGCUAUUUUAGAAGAUGAUAUUCUUUAUCCUAUCAACAUGUCUAGUGAUUCCAUCUCCAUUUGCCAACAGUUAUUACAACGUGAGCCUUCUCAAAGAUUGGGUUCUGGUCCUGAUGAUGCUGUAUCUAUCAAACGCCAUCCCUUCUUCCGUGGUGUGAACUGGGAUGACAUGUUGGCUAAGCGUGUUCCCCCUCCUUUCUAUCCUACCAUCAAUGGUCGUUUAGAUACAUCAAACUUUGAUGAAGAAUUCACCAAUGAAACUCCUGCGUUGACCCCUAUCGAUUCCAACUUGAAUCGUGUCGAGCAACAAGAGUUCCAAGCUUUCUCAUACGUUGCUGACUGGGUUACUGGUCCUGUCAACUAAAAAAACUGAUUUUUUUUAAAUCAUCCCCCCCCCCUCACCCAUAUACAUACAACAUUUUUCUUCAAAAUAAAAAAAUAUUUUUUAUAAAUUA